UGCGGCGGGGAGCGCGGCAUCCUCUCGGCGCAGAGCCGAGCAGCACACCACCAGCAUCACCACCGCCCACGGCUGCCCAGCGUGGAGGAAAAAGUGCCUGUGAUCAGACCCAGGAGGAGAUCGAGCUGCGUGUCCUUAGGGGAAACUUCGGCCAGCUACUAUGGCAGCUGCAAAAUGUUUAGGAGACCCUCGUUGCCUUGCAUUUCCAGAGAGCAGAUGAUACUUUGGGAUUGGGAUUUGAGGCAAUGGUACAAGCCCUAUUACCAGAACGCUGGCAGUGGAAGUGGAGUUGAUCUUUCAGUACUAAAUGAGGCUCGGAGCAUGCUAACAGACCUUCUGACUGACCCAUCCCUUCCUCCACAAGUGAUUUCUUCCCUUCGAAGCAUUAAUAGUUUGAUUGGUGCUUUCUCAGGCACAUGCAGGCCAAAGGCUAGUCCGUUCACACCAUUUCCUGGCUUCUUCCCUUGUCCUGAAAUAGAGGAUCCUAGAGAUCGGAAGCUGCUCAAGGGAUUAAAUAGCAGGAAUAGCCUGCCAACACCACAGCUGAGGCGAACCUCGGGAGUUUCUGGCAUUCCACCUAUAGAACCAACAUCUUGUAGAUGGGAGCGGAGUAACAGCAAGAGAUCUCAUCAGGAGUACAACGCAUCGAGCCAAGGAUCUCAUUCAAAUGGGUCUUUUGGUGCAAACUUGCUGACAAUCCCAAAACAAAGGUCAUCUUCUAUGACAUUGACCCAUAUAGGCCCCAGACGAGCAGGUGCUUCUCCUGCCCUGAGUCCUGUGGGUUCACCUAGCCAUGGAUCUGUCUCCAGUGGGGCUUUCAGCAGCUGGUCACCUGUAGAAUUUCCUGAUACUGCUGAUUUUCUGACAAAACCAAGCAUUAAUAUACAUAAGCCUUCAGGAUACACAUUUAGUUCUCCAGAUAUUCAGCAGCAAGUUAAAACACCUGUAGGCUAUGUGUGUAGCAGCUGUGGACGUCAGAUACUCAAGCCUGUUCCAACACCAGAACCAGAAUUUGCAGAAUAUAAAGACAGAAAACCAGGUGAUAGUGGAAGUGCCAGUAUUUCAGCAGACUCUUCCCACCAUGCAGAGAAGACGAAGGACGAAAGGGAGGAAAUGGUUGAUCAAACACAGAAUAGUCAGCUUGUGGAGCAGAGUCCUACGUUAGAAACAACAUUACUAGACCAUGAUUCGUUAAUGGAGAAGAUGAACAACUGGAAUUUCCAAAUUUUUGACCUUGUACAAGAAAUGGGAGACCAGUCUGGAAGGAUCCUUAGCCAGGUAACUUAUACCUUGUUUCAAGACACUGGUUUGUUUGAAAUUUUCAAAAUCCCAACGCAAGAAUUCAUGAAUUACUUCCGUGCACUGGAGAAUGGCUACCGAGAUAUUCCCUAUCACAAUCGUGUCCAUGCCACAGACGUUCUGCAUGCAGUGUGGUACCUGACAACACGGCCCAUCCCUGGAUUUCAGCAGAGUCAGAAUGAGCGCAGGAUGGAAAGUGAGAUGGAAGAAGCAAGGGAUAUUGCCCCUGUUCCAGUCAGCUAUAUUACUUCAAAAAGUUGUUCUAUUGCUGAUGACAGUUAUGGUUGUCUGGCAUCAAACAUACCUGCUUUGGAACUGAUGGCUUUGUAUGUAGCAGCUGCCAUGCAUGAUUAUGAUCAUCCUGGUCGUACAAAUGCUUUUCUAGUGGCUACAAAUGCACCUCAGGCUGUUCUCUACAAUGACAGAUCAGUCUUAGAAAAUCACCAUGCUGCUUCUGCCUGGAAUCUUUUCUUGUCACGACCAGAAUACAACUUCUUAGCAAAUCUUGAUCACGUAGAAUUCAAGCGUUUUCGUUUCUUAGUGAUUGAAGCAAUCCUUGCCACAGAUCUCAAGAAGCAUUUUGAUUUCCUUGCAGAAUUUAAUGCCAAGGUCAAUGAUAUCGACAGCCAUGGGAUAGAAUGGAGCAAUGAGAACGAUCGCCUGCUGGCCUGCCAAAUCUGCAUCAAACUGGCAGAUAUUAACGGCCCAGCAAAAGUUAGAGAGCUGCACCUGAAGUGGACCGAAGGCAUUGUCAAUGAAUUUUAUGAACAGGGUGAUGAAGAGGCAAGUCUUGGAUUACCUAUAAGCCCCUUCAUGGAUCGUUCUUCUCCACAGCUUGCAAAACUGCAGGAAUCUUUCAUCACUCACAUAGUUGGCCCCCUCUGUAACUCAUAUAAUGCAGCCGGGUUGCUUCCAGGGCAGUGGGUUGAUGAAGAGGAGGGGGAUGCAGAAAGUACUGAAGAUGAUGAUGGAGCACUGUUGGAGAGUGACGAUGAAGAAAUAGAUGAUCUUACUUUAAAAGCUCAAAGAAAAAAAGGUAGACGAAUAUUUUGCCAGCUAAUACACCACCUCAGUGAAAAUCACAAAAUAUGGAAGAAAGUGAUUGAAGAGGAAGAAAAAAAUAACUCUGAAGGAGCUAAACUGCUGACUGAGAUCUCAUCUUUACCUCAAGCAGAUGAAAUUCAGGUUAUUGAGGAAGCUGAUGAAGAAGAUGAGCGACAACUAGGAGAAGACAAGACAUGCUAAGAAAACUUCAGUGGUGUCCAGUAUAAUGAUAGCCUAUUUUUUUUUCACUGUGCUGACUUUAGCCUGACACAGCUCUCAUAAAAUUGAAAGGCCUUAAUACUGUGAGAGGAUUCUUUCUACUCUAGUGGAAUCCCACUCUUAUGCACUUUUGCCACACAGAAUAUGAAACUUUAUUCAGAGAUUGAGUAUUGUAUACCCUGAUGCAAAGUUCUUUAUGCCUUAGUUGAUAUAAAAUAUCCUGAUAUAAUGCUGCCUUGCUGAAUAUGGAACUCUUCCUUGAGGUACCUGCAAUUUUUAAAAACAUUGUGACUUCAAUUACCAAAGUGGCAAGAACUUUUUGCUAACAAGGCAAUGUGGGAUGGAUUCUAAUAUCAUUUUGAGUUAUUUCAUGUUGUUUUGGAACAUGAAUGAGAAAAGGUCUGUGCCUAUAUGAAAACUAUGUUACUGUUGCAGUGCAAGCCUGUUGUGGGGUGUCUACUUAGUGCAGUAGUGUGCUUAAUGUAGUCAUCUCAGAGCAACUAUUCAAGGACUGUGACAUAAAUGCUGAAUUCUGAUAUUUGUGGUU
Merops nubicus (carmine bee-eater) is the source of this 3109-nucleotide messenger RNA. RefSeq names its product phosphodiesterase 3B, cGMP-inhibited (gene PDE3B). Gene Ontology annotation, molecular function: 3',5'-cyclic-AMP phosphodiesterase activity; protein kinase B binding. Gene Ontology annotation, biological process: signal transduction. The record is from RefSeq and is a predicted model, not a curated record. The transcript is spliced from 16 exons. Gene Ontology annotation, cellular component: membrane. The annotation marks the transcript as partial. NCBI's taxonomy places the organism in Eukaryota, Metazoa, Chordata, Aves, Coraciiformes, Meropidae.